Messenger RNA from Paramecium octaurelia, 1701 nucleotides. The record is from the annotation of a GenBank genome assembly. NCBI's taxonomy places the organism in Eukaryota, Ciliophora, Oligohymenophorea, Peniculida, Parameciidae.
AUGUACCCUAAAAAGAUUAAUAGAACCUUACACGUUGGGAAGCAUAUUCAAAAAGAAGAAUCUGUCAAAACUCUCAUAAUUGAUAAAUUGGUUUAAGAUUAUGGAAGAAAAAAUUAAUUGAAUGUGAAUGUAACUUAUUUCUCUCAAAACAUUAGUUAAUUAUGGCAUAUGUAGAUGACUUUUUUGUAUGUUACAAGGCGAGUGAAGGAGCUGUGAGAGCACUCAAAGAAGAAAUUAAGGAAGCCAUCUUAAGACCAGAGAAUGAAAAGCAAUUAAUGAUACAGCGAUUACAUUAGCGAAUGUCUAGUAUAAUUGAAAAUUAUUGAAAUAGGAAAGCAAAAGGAAGAACAGUUAAAAACAUUGACAAAUCCAAAGGUUAGGGCAUCAUUGCCAGAUAAGCUAGAGUAGGAAACUAAUUUCUUUAGAUUGCAAAAUAAAACAGAAAACAAUUCACAAAUCAAAUUGGGCAAUACUCUGCCAGUUGAUGUAUUGGAGGAAAGAAGGAAAUCAAUUUACAAGGUCGACGGUUCUGUGGAUGAAUGGGCUGCCAUAAUUAAAUACGAUACUUAAUAAUUUUAGAAAGAAUUAGAAGAAUAGAAGAGAUUGCUGUUGUUUAAUCAAUAAAAAAUAAAAGAGGAAUUGGAUAGACAGGUAGCAGAAAAAGAAUAACGAAAAUAAAAAGAAAAGAAGGAUGAAUAAAAUUAUUAUGCUACAAGUCAAUAAUAAUUGAUGGAGUUUGAAAAACAAUAGGAAUUACUUAAGGAAAGCAAAAAGUAAUAAUUAUUACAAGAGAAAUUCAUUCGAGAUUAAUAAGUGUAUGUUGACAAAAGAAAGAAGUAAUCAUUUUAUAUGAGAUAGAAAAGAGUAGAAUUUAAACACUAAAUAAUAUGAGGAAGAGAUGCUUGCCAAAGUGAAGGAAGAAUUGAAAGCAGAAGAUUAACAGUAGAAACGAAAGAGACUUGAAUAAAAGGAGAAAUUCUAAUAGAUUUUAAAGCAGAAUGAAAAUUUAAGGAAGAAAGUAAAGUGUAUUUGAAAUAUAGGCAAAAGAAGAAAUUAUACAAAGCAAGGAACAAGAAAAGGUGUUACAAGAAUAAUCAGCUUUAAAAGAACAGCUCGAAAAUGAGAGAAAAGAAAAGUUCAAGAAAGAUAAAGAAGAGAAGAUUAAAUAAUUGAUGAAUAAUUAUAGUGAGUUUGUAAUGAAAAAUAAAAAGGAUAAUAAAUAAUUAGAAGACUCAUAAGGGGAAUUCUGGGCAAAAAAGAUUAGUGAACAUAGUGCUUUCUUAGACUUUAAGAGCACUACAAAUAAAAAAGAAUAAUAACUUUAAAUAUCCUAAGAUCUUUAGUAAUAAAUACUAGAAAAAAAACGAAGGUAUACUCUAGAAGUAACUGAAAAAAAGUAACUAUUUGAGUAAUAACUCCAAGAAUAAAAAGCUUUGAAAAAAUAGGAUGAAGAAAGAAGAAAUGUAUUUAAUUUUAUAAUUUUAAUAGAAUAUUCGAUAAAUGUAUAUUCAAAAUGCAGAAGAACUUAAAAAAUAAAUGACAAAAGGAUAUUUGAGUUAAUCUCCUAAAAGAAAAUAAAGUCCCAAUGAAAGAAUGGUGGGAUAUGAAUUACUUUAAAAUAAGAAAUUACUUAAAAAAAUAGCAAAUGAUAAUUCUAUUGGAAUAUCUAUAACAAAAUAAGAGAUAUCUAUACCUGAAUGA